Messenger RNA from Drosophila persimilis, 783 nucleotides. RefSeq lists its product as uncharacterized. The record is from RefSeq and is a predicted model, not a curated record. Lineage: Eukaryota; Metazoa; Arthropoda; Insecta; Diptera; Drosophilidae.
AUCCAAUUGCUUAGGCCCAACUCAGCGAGGUGGCAACGCCACAGACACAGCUGUUUUUUGUUUGCAACAACCAAAUCCAACAAUGGAAAGAAUGCUGAAAAGAUCCCGUGGAAAAAACUUCUCGGAGGCAGAGGUGCGCAUACUUUUUCAGCUGGUGGAUAACCACAAGGAUGUACUGUUGAACAAGAAGAGUUAUACGGCUACCUGGAAGCUGAAAUCCGAGACUUGGGUGAAAAUAGCUGAAGAGUACUGCACUCAAUCAGGUGUCGCUCGUACGUGGGUGGCGCUUCGUGAUAAAUAUACCAAUGCGAAUAGGAAGAAAGGCGGUGUCACGCCGACUUGUCACUUUCCUCCGCUGUCAGAAGAAGAAAACUAUGCCAAUGAAAGCCUCAAUCCUUCACCAGACGAUGAUUCUGAUGGAAGCCACAAUCAGGCGCCGAGCCAGCACCAAUAUGAAGCAAACUAUUCCGAAAGUACUCAGGAAGGAAGAAAUAACUUGUGGAAGGAAAAGUUUUCCCUGAUAAAGCUGCAAAGGGACUACAUUCGAGAUGAGAACACUAGACUUGCAGAGACGCACCGAAUUGAGAUGGAGAAGCAGCAGUUGGAGCUGCAGCAUCUGCGCUUGAAGAACCAACUGCUCGAACUGGAGAUUGAGGAAUUAAAGAAACGGGGGUGAUAAUUUGUAUGUUUCAUCCGGUUGAGUGUUAUUAGGAUUAGUCAUUAAAGGAUUAUACAGCCUCUAGUCUGGGAUACCCAUGAGCUUCCUUCCAUCUUCAUUGUUGU